GGCGCCGCUAGGCUGCGUUAGCCGAGAAAAAACGAGCUCAAAGUUUAUUUUUACCUCUCAAUUUACAGAACCGGGUUUUUAUCAAUUCAGGUGCAUGUGCAAAAAAUGGAACUACAUCAUGUUGUUGUGUGAUUGAUAAGCUAGCGUUAAUAUUAUAACAACAACAGCAGCUUUUAGACUUUAUAACGAUCCUUUCCUCCUGAUGCUGAGAGGUUCACCAUCACAGAUCUGUGUCAAGCACAACUGAAUCGCUUGUUGUCAUCUCCAUGAUUAUCCUCUUCGCCGUGAAUUCCUGAUGGUGUGUUUCAUGGUGUAAACAACGCACAUACUUCUCCUGGGUCCAAACAACACCCUCAUUGUCCUUCUCAGCAAGUCCAGACGUGAAGUCAAGAUGUCCAUCACCAACACGCCUACCAGCAACGAUGCAUGCCUGAGCAUCGUGCACAGCCUGAUGUGUCACAGGCAGGGUGGCGAGAGCGAGACCUUUGCCAAGCGGGCCAUCGAGAGCCUGGUGAAAAAGUUGAAGGAGAAAAAAGAUGAGCUGGACUCGCUCAUCACAGCUAUCACCACCAACGGGGCUCAUCCCAGCAAGUGUGUAACCAUUCAGAGGACACUUGACGGACGACUGCAGGUGGCUGGACGUAAAGGUUUCCCGCAUGUCAUCUACGCCAGAUUGUGGCGGUGGCCAGACCUGCAUAAGAAUGAACUGAAGCACGUCAAAUACUGCCAGUUUGCCUUCGACCUCAAGUGUGACAGUGUGUGCGUCAACCCCUAUCACUAUGAGAGAGUGGUGUCUCCUGGCAUAGAUUUAUCUGGACUGACACUGACCAGCUCUGGGCCCAGCUCAGCACUGAUGGUUAAGGAUGAGUAUGAUUUUGACGGACCGCAGAGUCUCCCCUCUAUCGACGGAGGGCACUCCAUCCAGACCAUUCAGCACCCCCCAUCCAGCAGUCGCCCAGCCCCCUCUGAGUCAUUUGCCACCCCGAACCUGCUCCCCCCUGCCGAGGCUUCCACGUCUGCCUCGACAUCGUCUUUCCCUGCCAUCGCUGCUGGAUCAGGCAGUGCCAGCACAACCUGGUCUAGGAACAGCAGCUUCACCCCCAGCAUACCCCACCACACCAACGGUCAUCUACAGCACCACCCUCCCGUGCCACACCCAACACACUACUGGCCAGUUCAUAAUGAGCUCGCCUUUCAGCCUCCCAUAUCCAACCAUCCAGCCCCUGACUACUGGUGCUCCAUCGCCUAUUUUGAGAUGGAUGUCCAAGUGGGGGAAACAUUUAAGGUGCCCUCUUCUUGCCCCAUUGUGACUGUGGACGGUUAUGUGGACCCCUCGGGAGGAGACCGCUUCUGUCUGGGCCAACUCAGUAACGUACAUCGCACCGAGGCUAUCGAGAGAGCGAGGCUUCACAUUGGAAAAGGGGUCCAGCUGGAGUGCAAAGGUGAGGGAGACGUAUGGGUGCGAUGCCUCAGCGACCAUGCAGUGUUUGUCCAGAGUUACUACCUGGACAGAGAGGCAGGCAGAGCCCCCGGAGACGCUGUUCAUAAAAUCUACCCCAGCGCUUACAUCAAGGUGUUUGACCUCCGUCAGUGCCACAGACAGAUGCAGCAGCAGGCUGCUACAGCUCAAGCAGCAGCAGCAGCCCAAGCAGCCGCUGUGGCUGGAAAUAUACCUGGACCUGGCUCAGUGGGAGGGAUAGCCCCAGCUAUUAGUCUGUCAGCAGCAGCCGGUAUCGGAGUUGACGACCUACGGAGGCUGUGUAUUCUCAGGAUGAGUUUCGUUAAAGGUUGGGGGCCCGACUACCCCCGCCAGAGCAUCAAGGAGACACCCUGCUGGAUUGAGAUCCACCUGCACAGAGCUCUACAGUUACUGGAUGAGGUUCUGCACACCAUGCCUAUAGCAGACCCACAACCUCUGGACUGAGCUCUUUUGGACUGCGGCACCACAUUGCAACAUGCAGUGAAAACAGAAAGUCUUCCUCAGUGAAACGGUUCUGGAUGGAUAAGCCUGUGAAGCAGCCGUGAAGCUGUGACACUGAAGCUUUUCCCUGUGAAAAAAAACAGCUUUCAAGUGUGUUUGCCGCACUUUCGUGCACUGUGGCCCCGAUUUGUGACACUAAAAAGAGCCAAAACUAUAUAUCAAAGAUAUCCUCAGCUAUAUUUUUGAUAGAUGGUUUAGAUGUGUGAUGACUGGAAUCUGAACUGUAGGACUUGACAAAGAUAACUACAGUUAUAAAACACCAACACACGCACACAGACAACCUGCAGAUCCCAUCAAACUGGAAUGUACGCCGACUACUCUGCGUCCUUGGAGUCCACAACCAUCAACUACUGACAGGUGUUAGAUUUACUGAACUAGACAAUGAUGCCUGAGUGCUUUACAGCUGUGGGAUGAGAUGCUGUUCACAGAGGUCCUUUAAAUCCAGUGCACCAGAGUGCUGCUGGUUUUCUGUUGGGUCAGUUUUCAUUGAAGCUGUUACAGACUGUUAUACACCUGAGACGACAGAUGAGUUCAGUCUGGCUGAAUAGAAAACCAGCAGCACUCUGACCAUAAGGAUCAUUGCUCAACAUCACGCUGUCAGCUGGCUUUCAGCCACUGAAUGGGACUGGGGACAACCCAGCUGGAUCAGUGUCCUGUGAGAAUAAAAUGACACGCACCAUGCCUACAGAGCAUGAGGCUCUGUACUGAAACAAGGUCUAGUCUAAAACUACACACUUGUGUGUUUAAAAGAUAGCUGCAGGUCUGUGCCUGGUGGGUGUCCAAUGACAAAUCUUUUUCCUCUUCUCUAUUAAACAAGAUUAUGGAGCUCUUCGUGGAGGUUUUAGAGCAGAUGACAAUUUCUCCACUUAUGCAGGGUUGUUUUUUUUUGUUUUGUUUUCUUGGAUGCAACAUACAUUAAAAUCAAAAUAACCUAUUAACAGUUUAUCUAUCCUUACUGGCUUUCUAUGAUCAUGUUUUUGGUUCAUAUCACUCACUCCAAAAAAAAAAACAAAAAAAACACACAAGAUACUCUUUAAAGUGGUCUUUCACCAUUAGUCGCCUCCAUCUGUUUCAGGUAUAGUUACUGUUUUGGAAAACGCCCUCUUUUAUGCUGCCAGAAAAAUCUCAAACGCCUUCUGUGAGCUCGUUGCCUUUUCUCAAGUUCACAGAGAGCAAAAACAGCUGAAAAGCUUUUGGUUUAACAAGAUUGAAGUAAGACAGUGGAGAGGAGGAGACCGAUGUCAGUACGAAGAACAGGGUUUAUUGAUGUUUUGCUCUUGAGGCAAAGCAAAGUAUUGAAUGCUCAGAAACAUACUGUAAGUCCAGUCUGAUCAUGAGGUCAGAUAUCCAGUUAGCUGCUGGACUUGUUGAAUUGGAUUUUUAAGGUAUUUUUAAUCAAAAUCUCAAAGAAUACCAGACCGUCUCUCCUCACCAUCUUAAAUAUCUUAUGACUUGCAGCCCACUUAUAUACUACUUGAUCCAGGUCUCUUGUGUAUAUACUGACAGAUGAGAAUCUAAGACAGUUUCCCAGCAAUAUUGAUAUAUUUUCUUGGUUUUAUUUUUUUUACUUUUAUUAAGUGAUUUGUAUUAUAUUUUUAGCACUUUACAUUUUUUUUCUUGUUUCUUGUUUUAACUCAAUAACCAUAAUUUUUGAAGUGGUUGUCCUGCGAUAAAGAAGUGAAUAGGUUGGUUUAUAUUUUAUUUAGAGUUGUGAGCAGAGGCAACAUUGUGAUGCAUUUGUAUUGAUAACACAUGUAACACUAAUAAGCCACCUUAAGGAAAAAAGAAAGGAAAAAAAAAAGUUUUUUUUUUUUGCCCUUUUUACUCUAUAAGCAUUUACACAUGUGUAGGGUUUAUUUUGGCUCUUUUCUGUUGGAUUUGCUGUCUUUUUAAUCCAUGUAAAUAACUUUGUUUUUGAAAUGCAUGUCAAUGUUUGCAUGAAUGUAAAUGGGAGAUAGACCCCUCCAUUCCUGCCCUCCUUUUAAAAACGACUCCCCCCUCACUUCUCCUGCAUUACACACUGAACUGAUCUAUCACAGGAGAGCACAAAGCAGGAACUAUUAGUUAUUUUGCUGGAUUACAAAACCACCAGCAUCUAAAAGCAUGCAGAGGGAAGCCACACAGUCAUAAUUGGUAUCAGUGAUGAGGAUCAUUUGUAUAAACUCAACUUUGUAGCAGCCACACUUCAAAGCUGCAUGUGUGUCUGCCAAAACUU
Molecule: messenger RNA, 4196 nt
Organism: Scomber japonicus (chub mackerel)
Lineage: Eukaryota; Metazoa; Chordata; Actinopteri; Scombriformes; Scombridae
Product: mothers against decapentaplegic homolog 4
Exons: 10
Coding region: 392-1924 (510 amino acids)
Biological process (GO): transforming growth factor beta receptor signaling pathway; SMAD protein signal transduction; cell differentiation
Cellular component (GO): heteromeric SMAD protein complex
Molecular function (GO): I-SMAD binding; RNA polymerase II cis-regulatory region sequence-specific DNA binding; DNA-binding transcription factor activity, RNA polymerase II-specific
Source: RefSeq, a predicted model, not a curated record